AUGGCUCCAGCUUGGUUGCUGGUGGCCUUCCUGCUGCCGGUUACGCUUCUCCUUUACCAAGUCUGGAACUCUUAUGGCCCUCAUGGCCUCGCCACAUCCACUGAAGAAGAGCGGCAGCUCCGAGCUUUUCUGCAGAAAGUCGAGGCACAAAACGAGCUUGCGGAGGAUUUCUUAGGCGAGCAGUGGGAGAGGAGAUUUCAAAGGGGCCUUGGCAGGACAGACCUGCCAAACGUCACCAUAAUCACGGUCGACACCAGCAAGCCGCGUGUCUUCGGCAUGCUGGGAGCUGGCAAUUUGCAUGUGAGAAAUGCUGGCGCGGGAUCGAAGUGGCGCUCUUGGUGGGACAAGCCACGUCUCUUUCAGAAGUUUCUCAAGAAGUUCUCCUUAGCCCAGCCGCAGCGCAUAGAAGCUUGGCAGUGGCUGGACACAGCAUCAGUGAUGAAGGGCACUGUUGCUGAUUUAGGUGAUUCUUCUGGAUGGCUUCGAUACCAUGUUUGGGGGAUGCUCUGA
Molecule: messenger RNA, 510 nt
Organism: Symbiodinium pilosum
Lineage: Eukaryota; Dinophyceae; Suessiales; Symbiodiniaceae
Source: the annotation of a GenBank genome assembly